AUGUCAGCCCUCUCUCCGAACAUUGAAAAUGCUGGAGAAAAAGGCUUCAUCCACACAUGGCCAGACCCAGCCUGCCGCUCCCAUCUGUGCAAGUGCCAUGGGUGCUGGAAUACCACAAAGUGGGAGAACACCGGGAGUGUGUUUGGAGGCCACAAGUCCCAUGUGGAGACAGCCCCCGCGGGGUCGGUGCGUGACCGCGGCCCGGGCCAGCCAAGUCCCGUGGGGCAGACACCGCCGACCACGCGGCGUGCUCCGUUCUGGUUGGUCGAGGUGGUGCGCUAUGCUAAUGAACCUGACCCUUCUCGCACCUGCGGGCUGCGCUGCCGCGGGCACCGCGGGACGCUACAGCCCUGCACUGCAGCCCCUAUCCCGCUGCAGGCUCGAGAUCCUGCCACCUCUAGGGAGGAGACCAUGCCGCGCUCCUUCCUGGUGAAAACGCACUCCAGUCACAGGGUCCCCAACUACGGGCAACUGGAGACACAGAGAGAGGUUUGUAAGCCCAAGCACUGUGGUCUAAUUCCUCACUGUGUGUUCUCUCUCCCUUCUGCCCUUCUAGAAGCUGAUGGCUCCUGCUCUGCCUGUGAGGAGCCGGUGGGAUCCUGCCACCUGCCAGAUGAGGAGGCCCCUUCCUCUCCCAGUGACCCUCUACAGCCCUGGGACAGCACCUCUGCCAUUGCCUGCAUCUCUCUGCCUCUUCUGCCACAACACGGGGAAGCUCUGGGAGGCUCUGGGCCAGAACCCCAGGAAACUAGCUGCAUGGGCCCUCGGGCUGGCCAGGCCCCCAGUGUUCCCCUCAAAGACAGCCUCAAUCUGCCCCCGCUGUUGGUGCUGCCCACACGGUGGCCCCCAAUCCUAAACCCGGAUGGAGCUCUCGAUAAACAACUAAGGGCUGAGGGAACAUCUCAAGUCCCAGAUAGUUUUGAGUGCAUCCACUGCCACAGACCCUAUCAUACACUGGCCAGCCUGGCCAGGCACCAGCAGCUGCACUGCCACCUGCCGGCUGGGCCCACCUUCACCUGCAGGUACUGUGACAAGGAGUAUGCCAGCCUGGGUGCCCUCAAGAUGCAUAUCCGCACCCACACACUGCCCUGCAUCUGCAAGGCAUGCGGCAAGGCCUUCUCCAGGCCCUGGCUGCUCCAGGGCCACAUCCGCACCCAUACAGGUGAGAAGCCCUAUUCUUGUCCUCACUGCAGCAGGGCCUUUGCUGACCGCUCCAACCUGCGGGCUCAUCUGCAGACUCAUGCCGGUACCAAGAAGUACCGCUGUACUGUCUGCUCUAAGGCCUUCUCCCGAAUGUCUCUCUUGGCACGGCAUGAGGAAGCUGGCUGCUGUCCUGGCCCCUAGAGGCACAGCAGGGUGGAGGGGCCAAGCCUGACAAUAUUCUCAGUGGUUCUGUAUCAUCCAGGACAAUCAGAGGAGGCAGGGGCUUAGCCCACUGUUACCUGUGUCCAUCCAGAUGCAAGAAGCCCUGUGGAGCCUUUGGGCACCUUUUUCCAAGGCCUACAUUCAGUAGAUUCACCACAAGACUCACCAAAACAAUAACUAACAGUUCCAUUUUCAGCUUGGCCUGUCUGCUGGACCUGUUACAAAAAAGAGAAACUAUUGGGAAGUGACUACCACUGGACAAACCCCACUAUGACACCAAUGAGCCUGGCCAGCUGGGUUCCUUUGUGUGCAACUUGAAAUGACCAUUUUUACUUGAGGAGAGCACAAUGUGUGUAUCACCUUGGGAAGCACAGCUACCUCUCAGCCAGCCUCACUUGCCUUUGCCCUGGGGUUUGAGACACAUUUUCUCCUGCCCCUAUGUGCACAUGCUUGUGUACACAUGAACACACACACAUCCUGGAUCCUCUCCCUGAGACAAGGCAGGGCCAGGGAGGAUGGGGCUGAAGCCAGGUCCUGCCUUGUCUGUGCCUCAUCUCCCUCGCUCUGCUUGGAACUGGCCUCAGUGGCUCUUAACAUCUCAGGAGAGCAGCUGUGGGGGUGACAAAGUCCUCCUGUCUUGAGCCUUGAAGUCUUGAGUCUUUACCAAUCCCCUAGAUCUAUGGAAGAGGCAGACUUCUCCAGGGGCAAUGGGAUUCUGGAUAACCUGGGCCCUUCUGGGCAUAAAGCAGGCAGGACACUGAGUGAAGGCAUCUUGCCAGAGUGUUUCAGAGCCCUGUGAGCAGUGAGCUUGGGGCCUUCACUGGAAGAAAUGGAACCUGAGAGGGAAACUGCAUGAGGUGGCUUGACCUGGAGAAAUGAAGAUGAGCGUACAACUAACACCAGGAUUAAGGGCCCACGGAGGAUGCUUGGAUGGGACCAAGGCUGACAAAUGGUAGGGUGGCUAUGUGCAGCUGAGUAGCAUCCCGAGCACAGCACAGGACAGGGCAGGACUUGCUUCUUCCGGUGGAUAUGACUGCCUCUAGUUGGCAUUUAGACAGAAAAGAGACUCAGAGAGUCCAGAGAGAGAAUUUUUAAGAGUUUUUCUUUUUUCAUUUUCCAAGACAGGGUUUAUCUGUGUAGCUUUGGAGCCUAUCCUGGCACUCACCGAUAGACCAGGCUGGCCUCAAACUCACAUAGAUCCACCUGCUUCUGCCUCCCAAGUGCUGGGAUUAGAAGUGUACACUACCACCUCCUGGUUAGAAUUCUUGACAUCUUUUAGGUAAGAAGCUGUGGUCACUCCACUUCUGGCCCAGGACAAGGGACAUGAGUCAGCACCCUUUGUCCAGGCCCAGCAGCACAGGUUCCCAGCUUCUCCGGAGCUUCCAGAAGCCUUCUAGAAAGCCCAUGGGUCAUGCAGGUACCUUAGCCCCUGGUUUUACAGCUGCUUCAAGCCAGACUUAGUAGUGAGCAUCUGGCUGUGGUUUGCUGGUGUUAGGAUGGCUGUCUAAGAGGUCUUGGGGACUCUCAGAGGAAACUUGACCUAUUUGGAGAAAGUCUCAAACAGUCUCAGUCUAUAGCCCACACUGGCCUUGAGCUCACAGCAGUCUUCCUGCCUCAGCCUCCCAAGUGCUGGGAUUAUAGGCAUCAGCACCAUUCCUGGCUUAGAAACUUGACCUUGAGGUUGGGCUUCUAGACCAGGAAUAACCGAAAAUGCAUAAAUACCCCCACUCUGACUCCUGUGAGAGAGAUGGCUGCAGACUGAUUGUACCAGACCUAUGUCAUCUGGUAGAGGAACACACUUUUGAGACAGACACACUCAUGUUUUCAGACCAAGACCAUUGCCUCCCAGGGGAAUGGGUAGGAACUGGACGUGGGAGUACCCUCUGAAUGGAAAAGCACCCACCAAAAGUUCUGGAGGCCAGAAGUCUCAGCUCAAAGUGACCUUCAAGGCAGCAGGUGGAUGUUGUCCUUGGCUUGUAGGAGGAAUUCCUCCAUUUCUGCCUCAGCUAUCACACUGCCCUGUCCUGUGGGUCUCUCCAGAGUGACCUUAUCUUAACAUCUGCAAAGACCUACUUCUAAGGUUGCAUUCUAAGGUUCUAGGGGUUAGGAUUUCAACAUGGAUUUGGGGUGGAGGACUGCUGUUCAGCCCAAACAUCUGAGAACAUGUGUUUUGACAAGUCACCCUCCCUGUGACUUGUCCUCUUCGACCUAGGCAAAGGGAUCUAAAUGAUCCCUUCUCAAAGUCUACACAGGAUCAUAGGAUAGUCAAUUACCUGAAAUAAUCUCAUAGAUUGGGUAGGAAUCCCCCUCUACCCCCACCUCCUCUUCAUCUCUCUGUCAAAGCAAAGGAAGUACUCUUGUCUCCAAAUGUCUGGCUCUUCUGGAAGCAGGUCAAGAUCCCCCAGGCAGAGGGGCCCUCAGAACCUCAACCAACACGAGCCUGGAUUCCUCACAGGAGUGUUCUUUUAAAAUAGCAUCCAGAUGCCCAAAGGAAACUAUAUUGUAGAUUGUGUUCUAUUUCUGGUUCCUCAUGUCUAAAUGGGGCUGUCGCACCUGUUGGGUAUGAAGCAGGGAAUC
Molecule: messenger RNA, 3942 nt
Organism: Cricetulus griseus (Chinese hamster)
Lineage: Eukaryota; Metazoa; Chordata; Mammalia; Rodentia; Cricetidae
Source: RefSeq, a predicted model, not a curated record